CUCUGAACGAGUUAUUCGUUUUUGUUAUAAAACUUUACCCUUUUCCCUAAUAUCGACAGUUUCUUAAACAUUUUCUUCUUUGAAAAAUCUGUUCUACAAUGGAGAGAGCCUAUUAAGUACCUGGCCUUGAACUCGGAGAAAAUCAUGGGUAGAGCAACGAGGUGGCUUAAGGGCUUGUUCUGGAUAAAGAAGGAGAAAGAGUGUUCUAAUUCUAGUGACCGGAAAGAAGAGAAACGGACUACUUUUGGAAACUCCGGCAGAGACUCUAGAGAUCACUUUUUUCAUAAUCCGGAGACUAUACCAUCGAACAUAUCGGCCGCCGAGGCUGCUUGGCUAAAAUCAUACUACACAGAAUCAGAGAGCGAGCAGAACAAGCAUGCAAUUGCGGUGGCAGAAGCCACGGCGGCAGCCGCUGAUGCAGCCGUUGCUGCUGCGCAGGCGGCGGUGGCGGUUGUCAGGCUUACCAGCCAAAGAAGGGGCUCCAUGAACAUGUUUGGAGGUGAACGUGAGAGUUGGGCUUCUGUGAAGAUUCAGACCAUCUUUAGGGGAUAUUUGGCCAGAAAAGCGCUGCGAGCACUAAAAGGACUGGUGAAGUUACAGGCACUAGUUAGAGGGUAUUUAGUGCGGAAGCAGGCCACUGCAACUCUUCGCAGUAUGCAGGCACUAAUUAGAGCUCAAGCAAUAGUUCGCUCCCAGAAAGCUCGCGUGCUCAUAGUCAACAAUGAAACAAAUAGAUUUGAAGUCCGAGCGCGAAAAUCCAUGGAGAGACUGGAUGAAGGUACUAGAAGUGAGCGUAUGGCUCCAUUCCACGGCAGAAGGCUUUCAGCUUCACUGGACACGAUAAUAAACUCCAUUGAUGGAAGCCCAAAAAUUGUGGAGAUCGAUACCGGCAGGCCUAAAUCAAGAUCUUGCCGGACAAACACUUCAGUUUCAGAUUUUGGUGAUGACCCACCUUAUCAAACACCACUUUCUCCGAUCCCUGCAAGCCGCCGCUUAUCGAUACCCAAUUGCCGGAACUUCCAUGACCAGGAUUACUGGGGCUUAACCGCCGACGAAUGUAGGUUCUCGACCGCACAAAGCACCCCGCGUUUCGUCAACUCGAUUAAUGCCGCCCCGGCCACGCCUGCCAAGAGCGUUUGCGCCGAUAGCUUCUUCCGGGGAUACAGGAGCGAUUUCCCGAACUACAUGGCUAAUACUCAGUGCUUUAAGGCUAAGCUAAGGUCGCAUAGUGCUCCUAAGCAAAGACCUGAACCGGGACCGAUCAAAAGGCUUUCCCUGAAUGAAAUGUUGGAGUCGAGGAGCAGUUUGAGCGGAGUAAUGCAAAGGUCAAGUUCACAAAUAUCACAGGUUCAUGAAGCUGUUAGUUUCAAGAAUGCUGUGAUGGGCAAACUGGAGAGGCCGUCGUCGGAGACUGGUAGGGAACCGGCAGAUAGAGAUUUCUUGCUGAGAAGGUGGUGAAUAUAAGAUUGAAGCUAGAGCAUUAUCGAGUAGGAAAAUGCUGCCACCGAGAGGUGGUCCGAAACAUUUUCCGGAUUUGUUUUGUUUUUGUUUUUUUUAAUAUUUUUUAUUGCUUAAUGGCUAA
Molecule: messenger RNA, 1582 nt
Organism: Juglans regia (Persian walnut)
Lineage: Eukaryota; Viridiplantae; Streptophyta; Magnoliopsida; Fagales; Juglandaceae
Product: protein IQ-DOMAIN 14-like
Exons: 4
Coding region: 145-1458 (437 amino acids)
Molecular function (GO): protein binding
Source: RefSeq, a predicted model, not a curated record